Drosophila rhopaloa is the source of this 1088-nucleotide messenger RNA. Its product is annotated as microtubule-associated protein RP/EB family member 1. Gene Ontology annotation, biological process: regulation of microtubule polymerization or depolymerization; spindle assembly; protein localization to microtubule plus-end. The transcript has 2 exons. The record is from RefSeq and is a predicted model, not a curated record. Bases 274 to 1014 code for a protein of 246 amino acids. Gene Ontology annotation, cellular component: microtubule organizing center; cytoplasmic microtubule; microtubule plus-end. Gene Ontology annotation, molecular function: microtubule plus-end binding. NCBI's taxonomy places the organism in Eukaryota, Metazoa, Arthropoda, Insecta, Diptera, Drosophilidae.
UCCUGGAAACAUUACAAUCGGGAAUCGGAGUUAAAGAAAUUGCAAAACCUUUCGAUUAGGACUAAUUAGUUCAGUAAAACAAGCAUAUAUUAUUAAUUCAUUAUUUUGUGUGAGAAGCAGAGCAGGCUGGUCCAUAAGCUCACUGAAUAGUCUAAUACAUUACGACCCAUAAAAUAUCAAAGAGUGAGCACUAACGAUCGGAGACAAAGAACCUAUUAAAGGAAAAAGGAGUAACAGUAAAAGGGUGACAUUUUCUACGAUCCAAGAAGAACAAUGACUGACCUAAAGAUGACCGUGGCCUUAACAAGCGUCAAUGGAGAAAAUAUGUCCCGGCACGAUAUGCUCCAGUGGGUUAACAACAUGGUUCAGGGCCACUUUAAAAAAAUUGAGGAGCUCUGUUCUGGUGCCGCCUAUUGCCAGAUGAUGGAGAUGAUCUUUCCCAAUUGUAUUAACCUGAAGCGCGUUAAGAUGACCGCCAAACUGGAGCACGAGUAUCUCCACAAUCUUAGACUCUUUCAGGAAGCUUUCAAUCGCCUAAAACUGGACAAAACUGUACCCAUCGAUCGCCUGAUCAAAGGACGGUUCCAGGACAACUUCGAGUUCUUGCAGUGGUUCAAGAAGUUCUUCGAUUCGCAGGCACCGGGUCUGGAGAACAUCAAGUCCUUGGCCAAUGCACCGGUGAUCAAGCCCAUCAAGCCGCGUGUUUUCGCCAAGGAUCAAUCUCCAGUCAACGCCAGUGAGGAUGCCCUCAAGGAACUGAUUGGUGACAUGCAGACCCUAAGCCUAAGGAGAGACGACAUUAUGGAGGAAACUAAUCAGUGCUUCAACAAGUUGCGCUUGGUCGAGGAUCUGGUGAACGACAUGUUCAACGACAACAAGCAUGUGGAGUUGUGUAAACGUAUUCAGGCGGUGCUCUAUAAAACGAUAGAUGGUGCUAUAAACGAGGAACCCAUCGAAUCAAAUCCGGAUAAUGGAGACGUUAAAGCCGCGGAUGAAAAUGAAGGAUUGUAUUAGGAUUUUUUUGGUACUGCGUUCUGUUUUUAUCAUUAUUGUAUUAUGUAUAAACAAAUCACUUGUGAAUUCAGCCG